Molecule: messenger RNA, 1004 nt
Organism: Exaiptasia diaphana
Lineage: Eukaryota; Metazoa; Cnidaria; Anthozoa; Actiniaria; Aiptasiidae
Source: RefSeq, a predicted model, not a curated record
CCUAGCGAAAGCCUGGUUAUUGUUUGUUAUGUCACAGAAGUUUUAUGCUUGGACUCGAAAUAGUUUGGUGUUGACAGACCAAAGUUUGAAGUGAGGUAUUUCCAGUUUACGCGUCACGCCAACUGAAGCGUUACGCAUAAAUUAUAUACAGUACAUCAAACAACAAUGAUAUUCAAAGGUUAUUUGAUGUUAAAUUUUAUUCCUUGAUGUUUAAAAAAGCAGCAAAAAUGUAUUUGAGGUUCACAAUGAGGACUUUGAGCCAUUAAAAGAUCCCGGAGGAAUAUGAUUUGACCGAUUAGACGGAUUAUCUGGAUCAAUGUCAAAGGACAUAAUGUAAACAGUAUCGAUUUUUUUAAAAASUUCCAGUUGAAACUAAACCAAAUCAAAAUUGUAGUACUUUGACCCGAACUUUUGAGUAUUAUUGAAAACUAAUUAUAUAAUACAAUAUUAUUGAGGAGUGAUUGUUAGAGAAAACUUGUUCAAUAGCGGGUUUUUCCAGUUAAUUGGAUUCCAGCUUGURCAAUGUUUGUACUUACGCAAGCGCGCUUUCAUUAUAACGAAGUCGUCUCCGCGAUACGUGCGUAUUUGUAAGAUGGCAUCGUGUGGUUACUCUUUACUCUUGGAAAAUCCUGGUUCUUGUGGGGUAAGUCCAGAUUAUCCAAGCCAGGCUGUCUACGUCACAUUGAAAGAAUGCGAAAAAGAUGUUUUAGACCACCUGAAAUUCUUCAAGAUCAGUGGAGACGGGGCCAUCGACAAUGAAAUGAAGCUGAUUCUCGCACGCGCAGGUAUAUUUGAAAUAGAGAAAAAACAUGAAUCGAUAACUAUAUGUCCACGGCAUAGAGCCGACUACGGCAUCCGCUGGCGUUCUUCUAAAGUCACAUGUGCGGUACCUAAAGACUUUGCAGCACACAAGUCAGCCACUGCAAAAGGCAGUAAACCUAUUAGCAGUAAAGAUGCCCAUUGUAUUCUGAUAAACACUGGAAAAUGCGUCGAAGUUGGAUUGC